Molecule: messenger RNA, 888 nt
Organism: Ilyonectria robusta
Lineage: Eukaryota; Fungi; Ascomycota; Sordariomycetes; Hypocreales; Nectriaceae
Exons: 2
Coding region: 1-888 (295 amino acids)
Source: RefSeq, a predicted model, not a curated record
AUGGCCAACCGCGAGUUUUUCUUCUUCUACCCACCGACGUGGGACUUCCCACCGGGCGGUCCGAUCAAGCUAGGCAACAUCAUCACAUCGGUCAAGAGGCCGCAACGGCCCCUCUCGCACUCUCCGCCGCUGGAGGACUCCGACAUCUUCAAGACGGAGAAGAGGAGCGUCCAGUACACCAAGGAGAAACUGCGGCGCGGAAAAUUCUCCAUCUUGACUAAGUUCUUCAGCGUUCUUGGUUUCAGCGUCGAUGUCAGCGCUGAAGUUGAUAACAGUAAAGAGGAGACAUUCAACUUCAAAACCCUUGAGACCACCCAAUUCAUACUAGCACCAUCCUAUAUCCAGACAUGCAUCGAAGCCGACAACGUCCGCCACUUCCUACAACUUUCUCGGUACCGCAAGCCCGUCUACAUCAUCACCGGUCUCAAAGUCGUCAUCGGUGCCGAAGCUAAUACGCUCAAGUCUCGCACCGUGGGCGGCACUCUUGCCGUCGAAGUCGACAGCACCGUCUGGAGCGGCGGCACUGUCCCCCUCGACCGCGGUCCCGGGGUGGAGGGCAAGGUGGGCAACGAGUCAAGAACGAAAUGGGAGGGUAGCAGCGACUUUGUUUUUGCAUUUCGCGUCAUCAAAGUUUUCGUGGGCAAGGCGACAGGUCAGGCGGUAAGUGAGGAGGAUUACCGCAAGGGAGCCAUGCUUGGCAGUGAGAGGGAGAAAGUGAAGGGUCCAGAAUUGUCUGUCCUCAAGGUUGAAGAGGCGGAUGCGGAAGCUGAAGGAUUUGACGCGGAGGAGCUGAUGGAUGAUGAGGAUGUGGUGGUCUGCGCCAUUCCAAGGGAUCAAGACUCCGACGAUUGCCACGCAAGCAGAAGAACGGAUUCCGUUGCUUCGUAA